Molecule: messenger RNA, 2570 nt
Organism: Sphaeramia orbicularis (orbiculate cardinalfish)
Lineage: Eukaryota; Metazoa; Chordata; Actinopteri; Kurtiformes; Apogonidae
Product: copine-9-like
Exons: 20
Coding region: 342-2015 (557 amino acids)
Biological process (GO): cellular response to calcium ion
Cellular component (GO): plasma membrane
Molecular function (GO): calcium-dependent phospholipid binding
Source: RefSeq, a predicted model, not a curated record
CUCCGGACAAACACUCAGAGCGAACGGAGGAUGGAUGAACUUUAAAUCCGCUGGAACUUUGUCCUCCUCUGUCUCUGUCUCCUUGUCCAUCAGUCCGUCUCCUCCUCCUCUUCCUCCUCUUCUUCAUCUUCCUCUUCCUCCUCCUCCGUUUCUCUCCGGUUCCAGAGGCGGACCGCCCCCCCCCCCCCCCCCCCAGAUCAAACCGACCAUGGAUUUACCGCCGCGGUCCUCCUGUCACUGAUCAGAUGUGAUUUCUUUUUUUUUUUUUGUUUGUUUGUUUCUUGCUUCUUUUCUUUUUCUUUUGGUUGGAGCUCGUGUUGUCGGUCGCGUCGUGAGUCGAGAUGAUGGCAUCAAUCGGUGAAUUCGAUCCUCUGAACACCAGAGUCCCCGCCACUAAAAUAGAAGUUACCGUCUCGUGCAGGAGUUUACUGGAUGUGGAUACUUUUUCCAAGUCAGAUCCUGUGGUCGUGCUGUAUUUGCAGGCGGUGGGAACCAAAGAAUGGAGGGAGUUUGGAAGGACGGAAGUAAUCGAUAACACACGGAACCCGGACUUUGUCAGGAAAUUCGUCCUGGAUUUCUUCUUUGAAGAGAAGCAGAAUCUGAGGUUUGACGUGUACAAUGUGGACUCCAGGAGCUGUAACAUCUCCAAACAUAAGGACUUUCUGGGCCAGACCUUUUGUACCCUCGGAGAAAUCAUCGGUUCUACAGGAGGACGUCUGGAGAAAACCCUCUCUGGGAUUCCAGGGAAGAAGUGCGGAAUCAUUAUCUUAACUGCAGAGGAGCUCAGUAACUGUAGGGAUAUCGCCACCAUGCAGCUGUGUGCCAACAAACUGGACAAGAAAGACUUUUUUGGAAAGUCAGACCCUUUCUUGGUUUUCUAUCGGAGUAAUGAAGAUGGAACGUUCACCAUCUGCCAUAAAACAGAGGUGAUCAAGAACACGCUGAACCCGGUGUGGCAGCCCUUCACCAUCCCUGUUCGAGCGCUCUGCAACGGCGACUAUGACAGGACUGUGAAAAUCGACGUGUAUGACUGGGAUCGAGACGGAAGCCAUGACUUCAUUGGCGAGUUCACCACCAGCUACAGAGAACUGUCUCGAGGCCAAAACCAGUUCAAUGUGUAUGAGGUCUUAAAUCCUAAGAAGAAAGGCAAAAAGAAGAAAUACAUUAAUUCUGGAACGGUAACUCUGCUGUCCUUCAAAGUAGAGUCAGAGUACACCUUUGUGGAUUUCAUCCGAGGAGGAACGCAGCUGAACUUCACUGUGGCCAUCGACUUCACUGCGUCCAAUGGUAACCCGUCCCAGCCCACCUCCCUCCAUUAUAUGAGCCCCUACCAGAUGAACGCCUACGCCAUGGCUCUGAAAGCAGUGGGGGAGAUUAUCCAGGACUACGACAGCGACAAGCUCUUUCCUGCCUAUGGCUUUGGAGCUAAGCUGCCCCCCGACGGCAAAAUCUCCCAUGCAUUCCCCCUGAACGGCGAUAGUGAUAAUCCCAACUGCGUGGCCAUUGAAGGGGUCCUGGAAGCCUAUUUUCAGAGCCUGAGGACAGUUCAGCUUUAUGGACCCACCAACUUUGCACCUGUUAUCAACAAAGUGGCAAACUGUGCAGCCGAAAUUACAGAUGGCUCUCAGUACUUUGUCCUGUUGAUGAUCACAGAUGGUGUGAUCUCUGACAUGGUCCAGACCAAAGAGGCUGUGGUCAAUGCGUCCUCACUCCCUCUGUCCAUCAUCAUUGUCGGCGUUGGUCCGGCUGAGUUUGAUGCCAUGGAGGAGCUGGAUGGAGAUGAAGUGAGAGUAUCCUCCAGAGGACGGCUGGCUGAGAGAGACAUCGUACAGUUUGUUCCGUUCAGAGACUACAUCGACAGAUCCGGUAACCAGGUUCUGAGCAUGGCCCGUCUGGCCAAGGACGUCCUGGCCGAGAUCCCCGACCAGCUGCUGUCCUUCAUGAAGAGUCGAGGAGUGGAACCCAGGCCGGCCAUGUCCACGCCGCCGCUGCCAGAGCUGCACCGCCACAUCUGACCACACGGUGGCCCCUCAGCUCCGCCCCCUCCCCACUAUGAAACUGUCUCUGUACCCCCCUCAUCCCAGACCCCCCCAUCUGCUUAUCUCCCCCCCUAAAGCAGCAGGACUGAGCUGUGACUCUCCUCCGUCAUCAUCGCUGAAGUUAAACACACCUAUCAUCCGUACGCUGCUGCUGCCGCCAUAGCAACCACUCUGCUAUUAGAACUUUUACAUGAAUGUGUUAGAACUGAGCUGUACACUGUAAAAAAUAUGGACUCAUAAGAACAUCCACAGCAACAAAUACACAUAUGUGUUUUUUCACUAGAUCUGAUGUUGUAUGAAGUAAAACGUAUUAUAAAAAGACCAUCACAGAUAGUUUAUGCAGCUUAAAAGUGGAAUAAAACUGAAUUAACUUCACAAGAAAUGUAGAUUACAACCUGUUAAAAAUGUAGUCAGAGUUUGAUCAGUGCUUAGAUAUUAAAAUAGCAGAUUUACUAAAGCUCUUGAGGACAUUUUAUUAGACAUACUUUAAAUAAUUUACCACAAUUUAAGGUUUAAUGAACUCUUAAAUAA